CAACGAGGGUUUGAUUGAUUGUUCAGAAAUUGUCAAAAACUUGUUUCGUGUCGAGCUACUUGUCGGCAGUGUUGUGAAUUCUCAAAUGAAGCGAAAAUGGAGGAAGAAGCUAUAUCUGUGAGUGAUGUUUUGCAUAAUAACGGUGAAAUCGAAUGGCAACCGCUGGCUCUUACUUUAGUUGAGUAUCCAAAAGGAGACUGGCUUGGUAAAUUCUUUGCGUUUAUAAGCCUGUCCCCAUUUGGUAUUGGUGCUGGAUUUGUUGCGCUUAUUUUAUUCCGGCGAGAUCUUCAUACUAUAACAUUUUUCACUGGUACACUGGUAAAUGAAGUGUUGAAUAUAAUUUUGAAGCACAUAGUAUGUGAAGCUAGACCACUCUCGAGAGGAAAUUUAUAUAAUGAAUAUGGGAUGCCCUCAUCACAUGCUCAAUUUGUUUGGUUCUUUAGUAUCUAUGUUUUUUACUUUGUCUUAAUCAGAUUACAUCACAUUAACAACAACAGUAUAAUAUCAGCUCUAUGGAGGGUGAUUAUAGUAGGAGGCUGCAUGUGCCUAGCUCUGCUAGUGAGCAUUGCCAGGGUGUACCUGCACUACCACACCACUUCCCAAGUUGUUGUUGGAGGCAUCGUCGGGUUCAUAUUUGCAACUGUCUGGUUUGCAAUAGUUCACAGAGUUUUCACUCCAUUAUUUCCACAGCUAGUCUCAUUGAAACUAUGUGAAAUGUUGAUGAUCAGAGAUACGACACUGAUACCAAAUGUGCUGUGGUUCGAGUACACCACAUCGCGUCAGGAAGCACGUGCGCGCGGGCGUAAGAUGGCAGCUCUGAAGCCGACACAAUGACGGUGCGCAUGCGCGCGCGCGCCUGGUACCGCGUCGCGGCCGCGCGCGUGACGCCUGGCGGCCGCCGCGGCCCUCGCACUGCUCGGCGGCGUGCUCCUCACGAAAUCUGACCCAGCUCGCUCCCUCAUCCCUUAAUAACGUAGGUACCUCUAACUUACUGGUCCAGGUAGAUGUUCUCUCAUGUUGAUCAUGGUGAAUUUUGGCUUAUAAAAUGUUUAAUGAUAAUGAUGUUGUACUCUAAAUGAUGCAAUAAUAAUUGAUUUUAAUAUUAAUAAUUACUAUAGGUGAUGUGUAGUGUAAAUGUUCCUUUGAAGUUGAUUUGAUGUGUUAAUUAAUUGUACAGUUGAGAAUUUAUAAUACUUGAAGUAGAAUUAGUGAAUGGUUUAUUAUAGUAAGUAUGUGUAUUACUGUUGAUGUGUCAAAACUAGUUAAAUGUGUAAUUGGAAGGCAGUGUUCAGAUUAUGUUGGGGCUGUAUCAGUCCAGCAAUACUACAAGUUGACCAAAAUAAAUAUAGUAAUGUCUACUGGUACUUGGAAGACUCAUACAAGUCUUAUGUGAUGGCAAGAUUUGUGCACAUUAACAGUAGCAUAAAAUUUAUUUACAUUAAAUUGCUAGACCCAUUUGUUGAAUUGAAAGUAUAAUUUUUUAACAGAAUAUACCUAAAUAACUAGAAAGAAGAUUAAAUUAUGAUACAAAAAACCUCAUGGUUUACACGGUUGUGUUAUAUUGUAGGGUUACUUGUAUAAACACUAACCAAAUAGAAGAUGUAAGCAUUAAAAACUUAGGGAUAUUGAGUAUGGUUAAAAUUAUGCUUACAAGAUUUAUAUUGAUGCUGUAAUAUAAAAAAAAUAUAUUGAAAACUCAUUUGUAUAAGACUCAAAGAACAGAUCAAUUGGUUGCAUGAUAACUGUGUAGAGGUAAUAUCGUGCACUAAGAGGAAUAAUAAAAUUACUUCGGUACACCUUGCAAGCAAUUAAUUAAUAACUAUAUGACAAAAAGAGGAUGUCAAAUUGUUUUACUUUGAAACAUUCUUUAGGUUAUCGGUUCACACAUGUGUAUUGCUAGAGAGUUCAUGAAACCUACCUAUAACCUAUUAUAACUUGCUAUGAAAUCCAUAUAACUUGUUAAUUAAUACAGAUUUUAAUAUGCCUAAAUGUUUAUGGUGACAAAAAAAAACUGUUAAAGAUAUUUUUUAAUAAGAUAUUUAUAGAAAGCAGAAAAUUACUGUAUGCAACGUUACUAUACUCAAUCAAAUUAACUUCCAAAUAUUAACUAGGUACGCUUUAUUAGUCGAAUUUUAUUAAAUAAUCCAUUCUCAAAAGAAUAUACUACUUAUAAAUCCUGAUUUCGCGAAUAUACGAAUAUUAAACAAGUACUUCAGGAGUCUUCAGAAUAUCUAUAAAAAUAAUGAAGGUAUUUUUAUACCACACCUAUACAUUGUGGAUAAUGUUUUAUAGAAGCUCCAUAAUUGUCUUUGUAUUUUAUAAUAAUUGAUAGCUUAAGGACUGUGAAGUAAAUUGUUCGCAAGUGGUCGCAUGGGGAAAAUUUCGUAAGUUAAGGCGUACAUAAAUUUUGUACAUCGUCAGAAUACAAGCAUAAGUUCCUCAAUCCGUAAUUGAGGACCCUAAUUCCAUGUUUUGGGUAAUUAAAAACUCAGUAUUUUGAAAGAUUUUCGCAUUUCUAUUCUUGAAGUAAAUAAGACAAAAAUAUCUGUAUGGAAACUAUUCCAUUUGUUCCAUGUAUGUGUUAUGUAAAUGCCUAGUUUAAUAUUAAAUACGCUUAAAUUUGACAUAGGUACACAAUUAUUUACAAUAAAAUAAUAUUUGUACAUGAGAUUAGCUAACCAUCCAGAAACCACUAAAAUUAACAAAUAUGCUUAAUAAAAUAAGUGUGAUUGAAACAAAACAGUGCCUGCUUGCAUGCAAACACAUAUACCGACUGCUCAAUAAAAAUGAAGUGAAUAUACUUAUUAUAUAGAUUAUAAGGUUUAAAUAUAGUACAGAGCUUUCUUCAAAUAGUCGGAAGUGGUUUAUGGGUGGCACCUCGCGUGUGAUAUUCUUUUUCUCAUAAAAAAUAGACUUAUUGUAUUUUUGUAAUACGGUAGCGAUUUAUUGUCAUUUAUAGUCAUUACUAGAGAAUUGGUAAUUGAAGAUAGUGUCGAUAGAAUAAAUAGAUGGUGACGGUCAGUGGAGACUUUCGGGUGCUGGGGUGCGAUCACUCAGACCUUUUACGUGUUUUAAACUUUUUGAAUUUCAUACCUUAGCGAAAGUUUAGACUAGUAAAAGUAGUUUCGCUGGAGGUCUGAUCAUGUAAUGUAUGCGGAGUUCAGUUUUCGGGUUAGAGUAACUAAGUUAAAAAAUGAUUUCUGUGACAAAUCGAGUCGAGUGGAAAUCCGAUUUGAGUUCUUUCAAUAAACGCCUGGCUACGUCGCACCCCAGCGAAAGUCUUUAGGGUCAGCGGUAAGGAAAUAGCAUUUAUAAUAGCGCGUGUAGACGGUUAACUUAAAAAUAAAUUCUAAAAACAUUAAUAGCAAUAGAUUUUAUAGCCUUAUUAUAUACAAUAUACAAUAAAAAACUUAUAUCGUCAUUAUAUCUUGUUACUAUUUAAAGAUAGUCAUCUCAUAAUGUCAGAUCGUUUUCAUAUGUCAGGAAAUGCAGUCUAGCAGUAAUUGGUAAAUUUAAUUUGUAGGGUAGUUAAUGCGAGUGAAGAUAAAGAUAUUAUUGUAUGUUAUAAUUCUAUUUAUCUGCUUAAUAUUCUUCUAAAAUGUAUAAGUAAUUAUGUAUGUAUAUAUUUAUUAAUUAAUUUAACUUGGGCCUGUUUGUGAGAGUCAGUCGGAGUGUAUCGGGGUUACAACAUCUUAGUAUGGAUAUUUAUGUGAGUAGUUUUAGAAAGCAGCUACCGAAUAGCAUGUUUAGCACACUCCGAUUGGUUUUUAUAUCUGCAGCCCGGAGUCGUGAGUCCGUGACGUGAAACUGUAUGUUCAUGCAAUAGUAAUGUAAAUAGAAAAUUUAUUACUAACGGAAUCGAUCAGUAUGGUAUGUAUUUUUAAUAAAUAAUGUUUUUUGCUCAUGUGUUCGUAGAGUUUAAGAAUAUUUUCUUUAAAUACUUAUUUUAAAUGCUAGUGAUAUUUUAUAAAUAGCUAUUUUUUUAAUCUCAUUAUGCAGCUACAAGUUUGCGUUAUGAAAAUGUUUAUUGGGCGGCUUGCGUCACCUUUUGCAGAAAUUAAUGCAACUCAUUUUCAGCUGUUUAACAAUUCCAUACUUUAUACGUGGAAAUAUGUUUGUCUUGACUCAAACUGUGGCCAUGAGAAACAUGAAUAAGUACCGCAACAGAUUUAUAAAUGGGGAAAUACUUCUUGCUGCUCCGAUUAGCGCUGCAUCCAUUGCAUUUUUCUAUUCUAAGCAUAUUAUUUAUGCUUGCAAUACUUCAUUUUGUUAUUCGCUUUUGUCAAUAAAAUAUGUAUAUAGAAGCCAGAUUUAUAACAAUUGGUCACACAAUAUGGGUCUAUUGGUAUUAAGACAAAUUUAUUGCCACAAUUCGACUUUUCUCAUAAGAAUACUUAACUUUAUUCACGAAUUUAUGCUGGAUAGAUAUUUAAAUACUACUCUACUGGUACAUAGUUUGAAAAGUUAUUGCAUUCUAUAAGAUUGUUCAUACGAUUUGUUAUAUGUCAUGUACAAUAUUAAGGAGAAAUGUUUUGUAUGUACUUAGUGAACCAAUUUAACGUGUCUAAGAAUAGAUGUUUAUUUGCUAGGAUGAGAACACUCCUCAGUAUUGUAUCCAUAUCUUGUUCAUUGUAAAAAUUGUACUUACAGCCUAUUUUCAGUACUCAUGCACUCUGAAAGCGCGAUACGAGCAUUCAGUUAAGUCAUUUCGUAUCUAGGUAAGGAAAAAGUGUCAGUACAAAGACAAUAGCUAUUGUUAUAUUCAAUUAUAUGCUUUUUAACGAAGCUCAAUCGUUGUAGCUUUUGGUCGGCUCACCAGCCAACCAGUUACAGUAUCUGUAUUGAAUUAAUCUUUAUUUUCUUUACCUGUAUACCAAAUUACUUGGUUGACUAUACGUACGUCGCGGCUACAACGUGGCCUUAAAAUUACUGUGAUGCAGUUAAUUGUACAUUAUACAUAAUUAUAUAAAUGUACGCAAUCAAAUCAUUGCUGAAGUGUGUUUUCAUCCAAUCAUUCAUAAUAGAAGAUAUAUUCAGUUUAUUCUUUAAAUAAAACAAAUGUUUAGAUGUAUAAUAUUACGCUUUUAAAUUGUUAUUUUUUGUAUAUAAAUCGUUUGAAUUUCAUUACUUUGUACUUGCUUCUGUUUCUAAUCUUCAUAGCUGCAAAAAUAUCAUGUUGAAAUGAAGUAUAAGUAAUAUAUUUGUUGUUU
Messenger RNA from Spodoptera litura, 5210 nucleotides. RefSeq names its product dolichyldiphosphatase 1. Gene Ontology annotation, biological process: lipid biosynthetic process; protein N-linked glycosylation. Gene Ontology annotation, molecular function: dolichyldiphosphatase activity. NCBI's taxonomy places the organism in Eukaryota, Metazoa, Arthropoda, Insecta, Lepidoptera, Noctuidae. Gene Ontology annotation, cellular component: intracellular membrane-bounded organelle; endoplasmic reticulum membrane. The record is from RefSeq and is a predicted model, not a curated record.